CAGGCCGCGAUGAGGAGCAGCGCAGCGGCGGCGAAACCGAUUCGUCUGUGGUCGUUGCCCGUCGUCGGCAGUUCGGCACAUCAGUAUACGUGCCGGACCGGUUGCCGAGCGGGUCGUUUUCGCGCGCGUUCUYGAGUUUUUGUGUUUUACGUGCGCGUUUCGACGAGGAUUUUUCGUUUUCAUUAUUUCCCCCGAUAAUUGAUUCAAUUGUCUCGGUGGUUAGUGCGUUUUUUUUUCGACGUCGGUUAUAAUAAUAAUAAUAUCGUCCAUUCGCGAGAAUACCGCAGGUGGGCGAGGUUUCCCRCGAAGUUAUCAUCCGAUAUAGAGCAUAAUAAAUAAUUUAUUGUUGAAACUUCGUACAGUCCCACGAACUUCUGAAACAACAAUAAUGGGUCCUACGGUAGCGGCGACUACUACUCCGUUGGCGGAAUCGUCGGACGGCGACCACAGUGCCAAAAAAAAAGGCAUACGGCGGCUGUUGACGCCCGCCAUAUUCACGGGCGGCGAUCAUAAGAACAAGCAGACCGCGGUAGCGGCCGUGGACGUCGCUAACGGGUCCGCUGUCCACAAUCACCAACUCCGUCAACCCACCAACAACAGACCGCCCAGCACCAACAACCACAAGACCAUUAUCGAGACGGCAUUCGUCAAUAACAACGGCAACGGCAACUCUACCGGAAACGUGACGUACCGGUUGCAACAACAACAACAACAACAACAACAGCAGCAACUGCAGCGGUUUCGAUACGCGCAAGGGGUUGACCGGAACGCCGUCGAUGUGACCGACUUCCGGUCGCGGAGCGUCAGUCCCGGAUCGUUCGACCGGGACGUUAACGCCAAUUAUGGCAGCGUCGAACGUCGAAUGGGCAGCCCUUGUUCGCUGUUGUCAUCGUCGUCGACGUCGUCGCUGUUACCAUCGCCGUCGGGCAGACGGUCCGCUCCCAUUAUACCGUACUCGCAGUAUUAUAACAACAGAAACGGAGGUGGUGGUCAGCAGCAGCAAAGGAUGUUGCUCAUGCCGGUCGGCGCGCAAGUCAAGAUCACCGCACCGCCGUUGUCAAACACCGCGGUAUACGCGGCCGCUGUCCGCCAACAUCGACUGCAACAACAUCAACAACAACAUCAACAACAACAACAACAACAACAACAACAACAAAAACAACAACAACAACUACAACAACAACAGCACCAGCAGCAACAGAAACAGAAUCAACAACAGGCCAUCUACGGCAACGUAGAGGCYGGCGCCACUGGCUCUUUUGUACGGGGGUCCCCGCACCGUGCCACCAUCGGGUGCGUCCGGGAAUCGCCSGGCCGACAGUCUACCAUUUACGAGACUGAAGAGGAUGUCGUUGCGGCUGGUGAGAAGAGGUUUCAGCCGAUUUUCAAGAGGGGCACCCUGCAAGAGCCCGUAGCUGACCCGUCAGCAACUGCUGCCGGACAGACACUGUCACCGUCGUCGUCAUCCGGCUGCAGCCCGAAGAGGGUGAGUUUUUCACCGGGGCCGUCCGAACCGCCCGCGUACUGGCCGACCAAGAAAGGCCUAUCUCCGCAACCACCUACCCGCCAACGGACGACCGAUUCGUCGAUGGCCGCGGAAAGGCCACUACCGCUCGUGCCCAAACGUAGCCCGUCCACGUCAGCCAUUUACGGCACGCUACAGCAGCGAGGCGGUCAACAGCGACCGCACCAGCAGCAGCAGCCGCAAACAAACCGGUGGUGGCCACCGCCGUCGCCGUCUCCGCUGCACCAGCACUACCAACAGUCMGGCAGCGAGUCCGGUAGCGAGGCCGGAGAGGUGCAACGAAUACUCAAUGUCAAGAACGGUCAUCGGCUGGUCAUCGACGAUGAUUGGAGUGGAGACGGUAAAACCAGAGGGGUUGCUGAACAAGCUGGUGAUGAUCUCCGUCGCGGUCGAACAUCGAGGAGAGACGAUCCCCGGCGGCACACUCUGUCCGGCGAUCAACAUCACAACUAUCAACCGGCCCUGACGAGGUCCAUGGACUUGGAGAUGGGAACGAAAAUGCAACGGAAAAAAUCUCCAGCGUCUAGAGGAGGAUAUCCACCGGCUACUGGGAUGCUGUUUGAUGACGAUCCAGGCAUAAUGUCCGAAGUGGAAACUAGUUCUACUGGGUUCCGAAGAGGUAAUAAGCAGAGGAGCUCAUUGCCGGUCGUUAGAACCCCAUCGAAAACUCUAGAGCGACCAUUGGGUAAGUGA
Diuraphis noxia (Russian wheat aphid) is the source of this 2218-nucleotide messenger RNA. RefSeq names its product coiled-coil domain-containing protein AGAP005037. The record is from RefSeq and is a predicted model, not a curated record. NCBI's taxonomy places the organism in Eukaryota, Metazoa, Arthropoda, Insecta, Hemiptera, Aphididae. Gene Ontology annotation, cellular component: cytoplasm.